CUAAGAAUGGACCGUGAGCUAGAGGGAAUCAUUGACAAGAUCAACCUUUUGCCCGAAGAUGAAAAACAACAAGAUAAAAGAGAUUUAAAAGAGCUUCAAGAGAAAACAGAGAGGAUGAAUUCCCACGCAAGAGAGACCAUUAGGAGCCUUCGCGCAGCGGCUAAGAAACUAGACAACGUGUGGAGGGACUGCAAGACAGCACAUGCCGUUGGAACCAGCGUUGGAAUAUUGGGAGGCCUUCUUUCAAUCGGGGGAGGAAUUGCAACAGUUAUGACAGCUGGGACUGCUACUCCCUUAUUGGUAGCAGGAUUGUCUCUUGGAGGCGCUGGAGCUACUACAAACAUAGGGGCAGCCGCCGUCGAAGCUCUUAUAAAUUCGGCUGAAAUAAAAAAGGCCGAAGAACAAUUGGGUGAGACUAUGAACAGUAUAAACGAAGUAAACAGGAUUGUCCAGAAGAUUUUAAUGGCGAAAGAAACAGCAAGGCUUAUUUAUAUUUAUUACCUUGCCAAAACCCUGAAGUUGGGAGGUCCUGCGGUCUUGAAGAUCCUUCGUGAGCUGGUGUUUUUCUCUGCAGGAACACCUACUAAAAUGGUGGUACAAGUAGCAGAAACUGUAAUGGCCUGUGCGCAGACAGUGACUCUGGCUGGUGCGAAAGCUGCAACUCAAGGAGGUGCUCAAGGAGCGGGAAAGGCAGCUGCGCAAUCUGUUGACGAUGUGGUACGAGCAACGGGUCAGGCUGGAGCACAAGCUGCUGACGACGUAGUCCAAGCAGGGGCAAGGGCGGGUUCUAAGGCAGUCGGUGAAGCUGUGGGUAAAGUCGUCAUUGUGGUCAAUGUUGCAUUUGUUGUGUGGGAUGCCAUAGACCUUGGCUUCACCAUUAGGGAUCUCGUUGAAAACAAGGGAUCUGAAGCUGCAAAAGUUCUGAGACAAAAGGCAGACAAACUCGAGAGUGCCAUGAAGUAGUAAAACUCGGGAAAAGGCGAGAUUUCGAACGGAUAUUCAAUAAAUAAACAUUAAGCUACGUUGAUAUUAAGAUUUUCAAAGAAAAGCGUUUGUUUUCACCGGCCCUUUUCAUUA
Molecule: messenger RNA, 1077 nt
Organism: Pocillopora verrucosa
Lineage: Eukaryota; Metazoa; Cnidaria; Anthozoa; Scleractinia; Pocilloporidae
Source: RefSeq, a predicted model, not a curated record